Molecule: messenger RNA, 702 nt
Organism: Saccharomyces cerevisiae S288C
Lineage: Eukaryota; Fungi; Ascomycota; Saccharomycetes; Saccharomycetales; Saccharomycetaceae
Gene: RPA34
Product: DNA-directed RNA polymerase I subunit RPA34
Exons: 1
Coding region: 1-702 (233 amino acids)
Biological process (GO): transcription by RNA polymerase I
Cellular component (GO): nucleolus
Source: RefSeq, marked reviewed
AUGUCCAAGCUUUCGAAAGAUUACGUAUCAGAUUCAGACUCUGAUGAUGAAGUGAUAUCAAACGAGUUCAGCAUACCAGAUGGUUUCAAGAAAUGUAAACAUUUAAAGAAUUUCCCUCUCAACGGUGAUAACAAAAAAAAAGCGAAACAGCAACAGGUUUGGCUGAUCAAAUUCCCAUCAAAUGUGGACAUCUCCAAGUUAAAAUCUCUGCCUGUAGAUUUUGAAUCCUCUACAACCAUGACAAUUGAUAAACACGAUUAUAAAAUCAUGGACGAUACAGAUAUUGAGUCCUCGUUAACACAGGAUAACCUCAGUAAUAUGACUUUAUUGGUUCCUUCGGAAAGUAAGGAAAGUCUUAAAAUUGCUAGCACUGCCAAGGAUAAUGCACCAUUACAGUUUGACAAGGUAUUUUCUGUCAGCGAAACCGCUAAAAUCCCAGCUAUUGAUUACAGUAAGGUAAGAGUUCCACGUAAAGAUGUUCCAAAAGUAGAAGGCUUGAAGUUGGAGCAUUUUGCUACUGGUUAUGAUGCCGAAGAUUUCCAUGUGGCUGAGGAAGUUAAAGAAAAUAAGAAAGAACCAAAGAAGCGUUCACAUCACGACGAUGAAGAGGAGUCUAGUGAAAAGAAGAAAAAGAAGAAGGAGAAGAGGGAGAAGAGGGAGAAGAAGGAUAAAAAGGAUAAGAAAAAGAAACAUAGAGAUUGA